Molecule: messenger RNA, 1616 nt
Organism: Zingiber officinale
Lineage: Eukaryota; Viridiplantae; Streptophyta; Magnoliopsida; Zingiberales; Zingiberaceae
Product: glycosyltransferase BC10-like
Exons: 11
Coding region: 281-1408 (375 amino acids)
Cellular component (GO): membrane
Molecular function (GO): glycosyltransferase activity
Source: RefSeq, a predicted model, not a curated record
CCUCUUCUAAUCGCCUCCAGUCGGGUUAUUUUCUCAUCGCCUUCUUCCUCGCUACUCUUGUGGCCUUCGUUGGAUCUGUGCUUGUCCCGAUUCCCUUGCGGUUUGCGGAAUUAGUUUAGCUGCGAUCGCUUCACCUUCUUCCGUGUGAAUGGUGAGAAGGUGAUAACUGAAAGCUCUUCAGUAGAGUAUGGCUUUUUCUUGAUUCUUCCAGAUGCAAAUGUUAUUGAUGCUCUGGUUAACAAAGGAAUAAUUAUAGUCAGACUGUUCUAAUGAGAAGAAGAUGAAAGUGUCAUGGCAGCUAGGCAAUGGGAGGCAUCUUAUGCCAGUGACACGCACAAGACCCACUGCAAGGCUACCUAAAUGGAUAAUCAUCUUAUUAUGUUUGGUUUUUGUCUACUUGAUCAGUGCAUAUGUCCACCCUCCUAGGUGGUACGCAGAGGAUUGGAUGCCCCCUGUAGCACGGGAACUCUCUGACGAGGAGCUUGUCGCCCAUGUUGUCUUUAGGAAUAUACUCUCUAUGCCAUUACGUCAACCAAAGAAUCCCAAGAUUGCUUUCAUGUUCUUGACGCCUGGUCCAUUGCCCUUAGAAAGACUUUGGGAGAAAUUUUUUCAGGGCCACCAAGGGAGAUUUUCCAUAUAUGUUCAUUCAUCACAACAGAAAUUUGGACAUGCAAGCUCAUUCUUUUCUGGCAAAGAUAUUCAGAGUGCAAAGGUUUUAUGGGGUAAAAUAUCUAUGGUUGAGGCAGAAAAAAGGCUCCUGGCAUAUGCACUUCAAGACCCUGAUAAUCAACAUUUUGUUUUGCUUUCUGACAGUUGCAUUCCGUUACAUGACUUUGAUUAUGUGUACAAGUAUCUGAUGGGAACAAAUGUCAGCUUCAUUGACAACUUUUUUGAUCCUGGCCCACAUGGUAAUGGUAGAUAUAGUGAGCAUAUGAUGCCUGAGAUUGAGCACCGGGACUUCAAAAAGGGUUCACAAUGGUUCUCAAUGAAGCGUCAACACGCAUUAAUAAUGAUGGCAGACAACCUUUAUUUCACAAAGUUCAGAUUCUAUUGCAAGCCAGGUUUUGAAGGACACAAUUGCUACUCUUAUGAACACUACCUGCCAACUCUGUUCACGAUGUUUGAUCCCACUGGCAUUGCAAAUUGGUCACUGACACACGUGGAUUGGUCUGAAGGAAAGUGGCAUCCGAAAUCCUACCUAGCCAAGGAGGUGACAUAUGGGCUUCUUAAGAAGCUAAGAUCCAUUGAUGAAACUUUCCAUGUCACAAGUGAUGAGAAGAAAGUCGAGACGAGGAAACCUUGCUUAUGGAACGGAACGAGAAGACCUUGUCACUUGUUUGCUCGAAGAUUUUUGCCAGAAGCCUUGAACAAGUUGAUGCACUUAUUCCCCAAUUACACAGCCAUUUGAGUUCGCACAAUUAGCAGUCUUACAAUGUGAUGCCUAAAUGCUAAGGAUCCAUUAAGUAGGGUUUAGAAGUAAUUAUUCUAUGUUACACCUAUAGUGUGAUUUUUGGUUGGAAAAUAAUUUUUUUAAUGUAAUUCGUUGGGGUAAAUUAUAAAUACACUCCUUAUUUUUGUUUCUCAUAUAAAAUUAUACUUGAGCCCUUCGAAUGAUA